ACUGUGGAUAGGGGAUAGCUAGCUAGCUUAACCACAAUUCAGACACAGCAAAGAAAAAACUUCUCCGGAAAUGCAAAUACAAUUAUUUUGGUUUUGAAUCCUACACGGGUUUCUACAGGGCCACCAGGUGUAGGAACUAGGACAAAGCCUCUCCCGAUGAGCGGAGCGCGGGGCGAGAAAAGGCGAAAAGAAAACAAAAGAGGAGAAAAAACAGUCAGAUGAAUAAAGAGAUGAUGUCGCGCGUGGUGAAGAAGAGGCUGGCCGACCCCAAAGUGGUCCAGUACGUGUGGGCCGCCAUAGAGGUCAUCCGCAACCAGAAACAAAUCGCGAACAUGGACAGAAUUUCAAAGUACUUGAGCCGCGUGUUCGGGAUGCACCCUAAGGAGACGGCGCGGCAGCUGGCGCUGGCGGUGAAGGACGGCCUGGUGGUGGAGACGCUCACCGUGGGCUGCAAGGGCUCCAAGGCCGGCAUCGAGCAGGAGGGCUACUGGCUCCCCGGCGACGAGACCGAGCCGAUGACUGAAGGAAGCAAGCUGGCUCAGAAUGAGGACUGGGAGACGGAGAGCCACGACUGGUACUGCUUCGGCUGCCACCUCCCCGGCGACGUGUUGCCGUGCGACAACUGCUUCCGCGUCUACCACCUCAAGUGCCUGUCGGAGGAGCCGAAGCCCUGGGACAGCGCCUCCUCCUGGCAGUGCCUGGCCUGCAAGGGCAGUAAAAAGAAGAACCUGAGCAAGCAGGACAUGAACAGAUACCUGCGGUUUAUCGUGCAGAGGAUGAAGGAGAGGGCCGUAGACCUGAACAAGAAAGGCAAAGACACCAAGCACCCCAUGUACAGGAGACUGAUCCACACGGCGCUGGACGUUUCUAACAUACAGGAGAACCUCACCGAGGGAAAAUACAAGAGCUUCGACGAGUUCAAGGCAGACGCCCAGCUCAUCGUGCACAACACCGCCAUCUUGUUCGGAGUACACAGCGACCAAGCAGAAAUUGCGAGACUGCUGUACACCGACACAUGCCACGAGCUUGACGAACUCCAGCUCUGCAGGAACUGUUUCUAUCUGUCAAACGCACGGCCGGACAACUGGUUCUGCUAUCCCUGUGCUCCCAAUCACGAGGUGGUUUGGGCCAAGAUGAAGGGCUUCGGUUACUGGCCCGCCAAGGUCCUGCAGCGGGAGCAGAACCAGGUGGACGUGCGGUUCUUCGGCCACCAGCACCAGAGGGCGUGGAUCCCGGCGGAUAACAUCCAGGACAUCAGCGUGAGCGUGGCGCAGCUGCAGGUGAAGCGCAGCAUGGGCUGGAAGAAGGCCUGCGAGGAGCUGGAGCUGUACCAGCGCUUCCUGCGCGAGGGAAGGUUCUGGAAGGGCCGCGGCGGGGGGGACGAGAAGCAGGAGAGCAUGGAGGAGCCCGAGUCCAGCAUCUCCUCCACCAGCAACGAGCAGCUGAAAGUGAACCAGGAGCCCAGAGCGAAGAAAGGACGCCGCGGCCAAGCCCCGGAGCCCAAAGAGGAGGAGCCUGAGCCCGAGAUGGAGGCGGUGAGCUCCAGCCAGGAGAUCCCCAGCGCCCCGCACCAGCCCGAGAAGCUCUCGGUCUCCACCCAGACCAAAAAGGCGGGCUCGCCCCCGCCCCGCACGCUGCACCGCGCCACGCAGACCAGCACGGACGGGGCCUGCCAGAACAUGUGCCACGAGAAGUACACCAAGAUCUUCAACGACGUCAAGGAGAUGAUGAAGGUGGAGAACAAGCGGGAGACGGACCGCGCGCUCCGGGAGGCGCUGGAGAAGCUCCGCUCGGACAUGGAGGAGGAGAAGAGGGCGGCGCUCAGCAAGGCGGUGUCCAGCGCACAGGCAGAGAUGGACAGAAAGUGUAAGGCGGUGAAGGAGAAGUCUAAGGAGGAGCUGGUGGAGGAGGUGAAGAAGCUGGUGACGCAGCAGAAGCAGGUUGUCUCUCAGACCAAGAAGAAGCAGUGGUGCUAUAACUGCGAGGAGGAGGCCAUGUACCACUGCUGCUGGAACACCUCCUACUGCUCCAUCAAGUGUCAGCAGGAGCACUGGCACGCCGACCACAAACGCACCUGCCGCAGGAAGAGAUGAGCGCCCGCGUCCUGUCUGCUUCCUGCCCACUUCCUGCUCCCCCCCCCACACACACACACCUCCCAAACCCCUCAAACCCCCGACUUUACACUCUGUGGGCUGAGCAGAGUGAUCUACAGGACUGACCAGUGCACAGAGCCACCACACUUUCAUUCUCCAUCCCUCCCUCCCCCCUUUCUCUCGCUCUCUUUCCUACCCUCGCUCUCUCCCUCCUUGUGUACCUCUUGCUCCCCAUCUCUCUCUCUCUCUCUCGCCAUCUCUGCCCCCUCUCUCCCUCCCUCUGUCAUAUGAGAUGUACGCAUUGUGCUGAAUUAAUUUCAGCCCAUGUUCUGAGUUUGUGUAUGGGGCAUGACGCGAAUGCACAGUCCGGAGAUUAUUUCGUCUUUUUUUACUGUAGUGCUAAUUUUACCUUUGUUGGAGAAUGUGUUAUUUAAGUCUGUAGCAAACGAUGAGCAUAAACUAAAAUACAUUUUAUUACUUCGAUUUUUUAAUCACUUUUCUUACUGUAAAUGGCUAACAAACAAACAAAAACAAAAAGUGUGCGGACGUUGAUCUUAAAACUAUCAAUAAUGUUUAUCGCAGCAGUAAAUGGCUUUCAUAGGAAAAAUGUUGAGAAAAAGAUGCUGAUUUUAAAAAAAAAACACAAAAAAAAAAACAAUUAAAAAUGGAAAAUUGUUUUAGGUGUAAUGUAGCCCAUUAACGUUUUCGUGGUGAUUUUAUCAUGUAAAUUUCCCAAUGACUAUCACCUUUUAUCAGUUUUUUUUCCUGUUUGUCUUAAAUGUCCUCGUCAAUGUUGGGAACAGGGUUAUGAAGUCGGGUGUUCCACCUGACCAAAAGAUCUUCCGUUCGCGAUAAACAUUUCGGGUUGAAAUUUACUGCAAUGUUUAUGGGGUGGGGUGGGUCGAUUUGCUCCUUUAGGCUAAAAUUUUGGGGAAUGUAGAGGAAUCUUUACUGAGCUGGAUCUUGGAGAGGAUUUGGUAAUUACUCGUUUUAUGGUUUGCACAUGAAAUUUCUUUUUCUUAACCCAAAUGCUUGUAUAAAUUGCCAAAUAGUAUGUUUGUUGUAUGUCUUAACAGAAAAGGUUUGUUUCUUUUUUCUUGCUUUAAAAAAAAAAAAACUAUUAUCAUUUUUAAUUUCUUUCUUUUUCGUUUUUUUGGCAUCAGUAUCAUGGCUAUUGUGCCGUCAUGGCUGUUGUGAUGUGCUCACUGUAGAUUUGGUUCACGAAAACAUCUCAUUGCUUCUGACGUCCAGCUGACGCAAAACGUUCUCGCAACGCUACUGCCACGUCGUGGCCACGUUAUAACAUUGACAAAACGUCCUAGUGACCUUGUGAGAACAUUCGUGUUGUCUGGGUUUCUGCUGUAGUUGGUGAUAUGCUGCCCGUUUUUCCACACGCGAUCAUCAUCGUCGUCACUCUGAAUGAAGAGAACUGCAUGUGGUUUAAUGUUGAAAACCUCGUUAAAGAAGAAACACGAAGCUUGUGCAAUGUCUGGUUCACAGCGCAAACGGAAAAUGGAUGGAUCAAUAUAAAAUAUAUCUAAGUAUAUUAAAACGUGCAUUGUGUCUUUCCUCCGAAAUGUUAAACUUAAAGUGCAGCACGACGUUUGAAUGGUUCUCCUGCCCUUAAUGUGUACAGUUUAAGAAAGGUGGCGUAGAAAUGGCCAGGUUCAUGUGUAAUUAAAUUAAAUUAAAUUAAAUUAAUGAACAUAAAGAAACUACCUUUCCAGGUCCGAUGCAGCGAGAUUGUGUGAACUCUUUAAAAAUCCUUUUAAUUUUUUUUAUGUUAUUAUUAUUAUUAUUUUUUUAGGAUUUCUUUCACGGGAAAUCGAAAGUUCAAACGGUCGAACUUUCGAUUCAACCGUUUGAACUGCCCAGAGACAGGCGGCUGCCCAGAGACUUUUUUUAUUUUAUUUAUUUCUGGGCAGUGUACAUGAGUAGUCGGUCAUUGUAUGUUGUGGAAAGUAAGUUCUCUCUCUCUCUCUCAAUGUAGAAUGCGACGCGGUCUAAUGAAUCAUGAAUUUUAAGCUUUUUUUAAAAAAACUAAAGAAAAAAAAAAACGAGUCUGGUCUUCCUUGGAUGUCGCCUCUUACUUUUUUUUAUAAGUGGUGCCGUGCGCGCGCCUGUGUGUGUAAAUAAACCUUCGCGUGUCCGACAAGUGCAGGGCACGAGAGCCGAGCUGUGUGUAAUUCCGGGAUAAUUUCCGUUGUCGCCUGAACUGGAGUUUCCUGGCAAAUAUGCAAACAUCACAAUACUGCGUUGGACCCACUACAUGUAUAAAAAUAAAUAAAAAAAACGAGAAAAAAAAAACCUUUGUUGAUACAUUGCAGGUUAUUCCAAGGCCUGGGGAAUUUAAACAGACCACAGAAUAUUUUAUAUUUGUCCAUCCCUGUAAAACGAGCAUUUGUGAUAUUUUCUAGUGGAAAUAUUUUGGUGUCACCAUUCCGGUUUUGUACAAUACGUUGGAUAUCUGCAUGACGGUAAGACGUGUAUUUCAAUUUUAUUUCUUCAUCACAUAGUUGCACUUCCUGAAAUAACGCAAUAUGAAAGUGAUUUUUAUUUUAUUUUUAUUAUUAUUGUUGUGCAAGAAGUUUACCUCACUGCUUAACUGAUACACCACGAUUCAUGUCUCGAGAGUGAAGUGUUACGACUAAAAUUCAAGAAUUGGUCUUCAGCCGAGUAAGCGCUUUCUCUAUCCAUUUGUGUAUGUUUAUUGUGGCUUUCUUUUCGCUUGUGUUUAUGCAGAUUUUUUCUUUUGUUUUUGUUUGCUUUUAGCUAGCGAAAUGUUGUAAUUCUACGUGCUAACAUGGACAAUAAAUGUAUCUACAACCGUUA
Messenger RNA from Conger conger (European conger), 4925 nucleotides. Its product is annotated as zinc finger MYND domain-containing protein 11-like. The record is from RefSeq and is a predicted model, not a curated record. Gene Ontology annotation, biological process: regulation of transcription elongation by RNA polymerase II. The coding region runs from base 219 to 2093 and encodes 624 amino acids. Gene Ontology annotation, molecular function: transcription corepressor activity; DNA binding; protein binding. Lineage: Eukaryota; Metazoa; Chordata; Actinopteri; Anguilliformes; Congridae. The transcript is spliced from 18 exons.